Nicotiana attenuata is the source of this 1342-nucleotide messenger RNA. RefSeq names its product trichohyalin-like. The transcript has 2 exons. Gene Ontology annotation, biological process: endonucleolytic cleavage in ITS1 to separate SSU-rRNA from 5.8S rRNA and LSU-rRNA from tricistronic rRNA transcript (SSU-rRNA, 5.8S rRNA, LSU-rRNA). The coding region runs from base 559 to 963 and encodes 134 amino acids. The record is from RefSeq and is a predicted model, not a curated record. Lineage: Eukaryota; Viridiplantae; Streptophyta; Magnoliopsida; Solanales; Solanaceae. Gene Ontology annotation, cellular component: 90S preribosome; nucleolus.
AUGAGUCUUUAAAAUUACUUUUAUUAAUAAACAAAUAAAUUAUUGCUCUUACAUCCGUAAACAUCCUCAAGUUUUCUGGCCAAUUUGUCCUCAAACAAAGCUUCAGCCUUUAGCUGCUCACUUCCAAAACCCUAAAACAUAGCACUCCCUCAUUUGAAAUCAGCUUUCGGAAACCCUAAAGGAAAACAAAUGGGAAUGAAGCUAUUCGACGGUGACGAUGAUGAUGUAGAGAAUCUGGACAAAAUUGAGAUAAACGAGGAAUUCGCCCGCCGCUACAACACAACAAGAAAUGAGAGGACUUGCAAAAGCUCGAAGAACUGAAGAAGAAAGGCGUCAUUGAUGACGAAUCCUCUUCCGAAGACACAGAGGAGGAAGAAGAAGAAGAGGAUUUAAACCCUACAAGUAAUUUAAAGUUCUUUGAUGCUUUGCUUAAGAUUAAAAAAGGCGACCCUGUUGUUUUGAAUAACAAAAGAUGCUAAGUUAUUCGAUUCUGAAUCUGAAUCUGAAACAAAUUCUGAGUCUGAGGAGAAGAAACAUAAAAAUAAAAAUAAAAAGCCAAUGUAUUUAAAGGAUGUAGUGUCUAAGCAUUUGAUAGAGGAGGGUCCCGAGUUUGGCGACGAAGAAGAGGAGAAGAAAGCGAAGACGUAUUCAGAGGAGCAAGAGGAUUUGAGAGAGGAGUUUCUGAAUGCUGUUAAGGAGGAAGAGGACUUGUUUAAGGUGAAAGAGAAUGAGAAAAGAGAGGACAGGUUAGGUGAUGACGAGGAGGAGGGAUAUAAUGAGUUUGCUAAGAAGUUGGAUGAGUUUUUCGCCAAGGAUGAGAAGUUGGAUGAAGAGACAGUGUUUUUAAAGGAUUUUUUUAGGAAGAAGAUGUGGAAGGAUGAUAAGAAAGGGAAGAGGGGGGAUGAUGACGAGGAUGUAGAGUUUUCGGAGGAUGAGGAGGAGAUGGGUAGAAGAGGUGAGUAACAAUUUGCGUUUUCAGAAAAAAGAGAUGGGUAACACAGUACUUAUGGUUGUCCAUCUCCGUGAUCAAUGAGAAGUCGUGGCCACAAAUAUUGUCUAGUGGCAAGGGCUAGCGUGGAAUAGAGUUUUGCAGAUCUAGCUAGAUGAUUGUAUUUUAUACUGAUCUGUUAGAAAUUUUUUGAUGAACAAUUGAAAUGGUGUUGUAGUUCUUAUGGAGGAGUUGGUAAGAACUUACUUUAUUGAGAUUGAAGGACGAUAUGUUUCUUGUGUGCGGUUUUGUACACACCUGUCACUUCAUUUCAUUUUUUUUGUUAAUUUAAUAUAACGAUUUCUGAAAUCUUAUGAAGAUAUUGAUUUGAGGAAUGUAGAAUAGUUUCACUUA